Messenger RNA from Gryllus bimaculatus (two-spotted cricket), 586 nucleotides. Lineage: Eukaryota; Metazoa; Arthropoda; Insecta; Orthoptera; Gryllidae. The record is from the annotation of a GenBank genome assembly.
CAGAGCGCGCUGGCGUCGGCGGCGGAGCGGCUCCUCAGUCGAGUCGAGCACUCGCCAGAGAGAGGAAGUCCCAGUGCUUGGAGCCUUCUGUGUGCGUUGUGCCUCUGCGUUUUUGGAGAGACCUGCCCGAGUGUGGGACCGCGCACUAGUCUAGUUGCGCCGUGUGUCCCUGCUGUAUGGCCCGCUAGUGCGCGCUAUUCAACCACGUGAUUCGCUUUUUGUGAGCAGUCGUCGCGUGUUUCUUACUGCAUCCAUGGUUGUGCUCGAAGGUGGCGGCAUGCUGGCCACAGGCAGCAAUCAGUACCUGCAACCAGACUACCUUUCUCCGCUGCCUACAACGCUGGACGCGAAGAAGAGUCCGUUGGCGCUGCUGGCGCAGACGUGCAGCCAGAUCGGCGCUGACUCGCCGCCCUCGAAGCCGCUCAUCCCGCCUCUGGAGAAGCCCAAGAAGAGCAGUAGCGGCAGCAGCAGCAACAGCAGCAGCAACAGCGGCAGCGGGUCCGCGGCGGGGAGCGCGCCGCCCAGCGCGGCCUCCAACUCGCCCGCGCCCGACGCCAAGUCCGCAGCGCCGGCCGCCGCGGAGAAG